Molecule: messenger RNA, 240 nt
Organism: Triticum turgidum subsp. durum (durum wheat)
Lineage: Eukaryota; Viridiplantae; Streptophyta; Magnoliopsida; Poales; Poaceae
Source: the annotation of a GenBank genome assembly
AUGAGGACAGAACCAGUGCAUUGGGCUAGGGCCUUCUUCCCAUAUGGAUCAAACUGUGAGUCAGUGGAUAACAACCUUUGCGAGUCUUUCAACAAUGCCAUCAUAGAAUCAAGGUUUUACCCCAUAAUAUCACAACAAGAGAUGAUAAGGAAGAAGGUGUAUGCCAGAAUUCAGGAACAGAGAAGAAAAAUAAUGAUAGGAGGAGAGAAGAAGGGGAAGCUCCCAAAGGAAAGAAAUUAA